AUGCCCCCCGGGCAGUGCCGCCCCCCGGGCGGUGCCUCCACCCAGUGCCCGCGGCCUGUUCCCGUCCUGCCCGUGAGGGACCUGCUGGCCAGGGCACGCAGGCCUGUCGCCAGCUGCUUCGCGCUCGCCACAGGGCGCCCUCCUCAAACUCCUCCGCCCGCCCGGUCCUGGGGGAGGCGAGGGCCACCCGGGGGUGCGGCGGCGGCGGCACCGCUCCGAGAGCCACCGGGACCCACGCAGGGGCUGCCCGGGAUGAGGCGGGGACCGGUGGUGGAGAGCUGCGUGGCGGCGGCGGGGUACAGCGUGGGGGAGUUCGCGGCGCUGGUCUUCGCUGGAGCCCUGGGCUUUGCCGAAGCGCUGUACGCGGUGAAAGUGCGUGCCGAAGCCAUGCAAAAGGCGUCGGAAGCUGUCCCCAGUGGAAUGUUAUCAGUUAUCGGUCGGCGAGAGGCAAAUUACAAAUUUGCCUGCUUGGAAGCCCGUAAACACUGUGAAUCGCUGGGUAUAGAAAACCCCAUAUGUGAAAUUUCAAACUAUUUGUUUCCAGACAGCAGAGUCAUUGCAGGACACUUACAGGCUUUGGAGUUUUUGCAGGAGAAUGCCCGAAAAUAUUAUUUUACACGUACAAAAAUGCUUCCAGUCAGUGGGGCUUUUCAUACCAGACUUAUGGAACCAGCAGUAGAGCCACUGGCUGAAGUCCUAAAAUCGAUUGAGAUUCAGAAACCACUGGUCUGUGUCUAUUCCAAUGUUGAUGGCAAAAAGUACAUGCACUCAAAGCACAUUCAGAAGCUGUUAGUGAAGCAGGUGGUUUCACCUGUUAUGUGGGAACAGACCAUGCAUUCUGUAUACGAAAGAAAGCAAGGAACAGAAUUUCCUUACACGUACGAAGUGGGGCCUGGGAAGCAACUAGGAGCCGUUCUCAAAAAAUGUAAUUUAAAGGCCUGGAAACAAUAUAACCAUGUAGAUGCUCUGGAAGAUGAGGAAGCAGCAGACACCUAAGUAGCCUUUUGAGACAAAUCCAUGCAACUUGUUUUUUCUGCCUAAUUUAAAAAUAACUUUGUGCUCCCAAAAGAGGAAGUCUUAAACAUUCAUGGCUUCUCAUGAUGAAAAGAGCACCGUGCGCGUAAUCGCAAUGAACGUUUUCCUUCCCCGUGUGCCUCAGGUGUGGAAGGGGAGAGCAAGGUCUGGCUCUUCUUCUGCCUGUGUCAGAAAUGCAAACCUGCCAAUAAACACGCCAAAUAGCCUUCUGUUUGGCCUCAAUCCU
Messenger RNA from Aptenodytes forsteri (emperor penguin), 1261 nucleotides. It is a transcript of the gene MCAT, whose product is annotated as malonyl-CoA-acyl carrier protein transacylase. The transcript is spliced from 4 exons. NCBI's taxonomy places the organism in Eukaryota, Metazoa, Chordata, Aves, Sphenisciformes, Spheniscidae. The coding region runs from base 1 to 996 and encodes 331 amino acids. Gene Ontology annotation, molecular function: transferase activity. The record is from RefSeq and is a predicted model, not a curated record.